Molecule: messenger RNA, 1040 nt
Organism: Neomonachus schauinslandi (Hawaiian monk seal)
Lineage: Eukaryota; Metazoa; Chordata; Mammalia; Carnivora; Phocidae
Gene: BAX
Product: BCL2 associated X, apoptosis regulator
Exons: 4
Coding region: 64-696 (210 amino acids)
Biological process (GO): positive regulation of apoptotic process; extrinsic apoptotic signaling pathway in absence of ligand; release of cytochrome c from mitochondria
Cellular component (GO): mitochondrial outer membrane
Molecular function (GO): protein heterodimerization activity; protein homodimerization activity; channel activity
Source: RefSeq, a predicted model, not a curated record
ACCAGGGGCGUGCUGCGGCCGCCCGGGCGGACCCGGCGAGAGGCGGCGGCGGGAGCGGCGGUGAUGGACGGGUCCGGGGAGCAACCCAGAGGCGGGGGGCCCACCAGCUCUGAGCAGAUCAUGAAGACAGGGGCCCUUUUGCUUCAGGGUUUCAUCCAAGAUCGAGCAGGGCGAAUGGGGGGAGAGACACCCGAGCUGGCCCUGGAGCAGGUGCCCCAGGAUGCAUCCACCAAGAAGCUCAGCGAGUGUCUCAAGCGCAUCGGAGAUGAACUGGACAGUAACAUGGAAUUACAGAGGAUGAUCGCAGCCGUGGACACAGACUCCCCCCGUGAGGUCUUUUUCCGAGUGGCAGCUGACAUGUUUUCUGAUGGCAACUUCAACUGGGGCCGGGUUGUUGCCCUCUUCUACUUUGCCAGCAAACUGGUGCUCAAGGUGGGCGGCUGCAGGGCAGUGAGCCCAGGGAAGUGCCAUUCAGACCUACGAGGACCUAGGGGUUGUGAGGUCAACCCCUGUGGCAGCCCACUCACCCAAGGGAAUGGAGAGAGCUAUGGGCUGGUUGUUUGCUCCUUCAUUUAUUCAUGCGGCAUUUAUUGGGCCUACUAUGUGCCUGACCUGUACUCGACACCCGAGAUGCAGCACCAAACAGCAGGCUGGAGCCCUGCUCUCUUGGAGCUCACAUUGUCCAAUGGGUGCUGAGAGAAGUAAACUAGGAUGAUGUAAUGCAAAGCGGUCGGAACGACUUCUAAGAGCGAGUGACAUUAAAGCCGACGUUGCAGUGAUCUAUGAAGAUCAGGGGGAAAGGCAUCUGGUGGUGGCCACAGCAAGUGCAAAGGCCAUGAGGCAGGACCAAGGCUGAUGCGCUGAGGGCAGAUUGCAAGGGGUCUUGUGAGGGCCCCCCACAAUCGAUGUUAAAGAUGUUAACUUUGCCAUGAAUGAGAGGGGAGUGACUGGCUGGUUUUAAACAGGAGUGAGGUGACCUGAUUUAUAAAUUUAAAGGAUUGUUCUAGGAAGCAAAAUGUUAAUUGUAUGAUCUAGGCUGU